CGGCCCAAAGGCUUAAGUUUCGAUUCUCCGCGCCCCGCUGUCCCGCGCGCGGGCCGGGCCAGAGCGACGCGCCAUGGCGGACCCGGAGGUGUGCUGCUACAUCACCAAAAUCCUGUGCGCCCAUGGGGGUCGCAUGGCGCUGGACGAGCUCCUCGAAAAGAUCGCGCUCCCCGAGGCGCAGCUCUGCGAGGUGCUGGAGGCGGCGGGGCCCCACCGCUUCGUGAUGCUGGAGACGGGCGGCCGGGCCGGGGUCACCCGGUCCGUGGUGGCCAACACUGGAGUCCGGAUCUGCCGUCGGAAGGUGUGCCAGACGCUCUGCGAAAACCUGCACCUCUGCAAGCUCAACCUGUUGGGCCGGUGCCACUAUUCGGAGCGAAAUUUAUGCAAAUAUUCUCAUGACAUUCUCUCAGAAAAGAACUUAAAAAUCCUGAAAGAUCAUGAGCUCGUUGGACUUAACAAAGAGGAAUUAGCAGUGCUUCUCGUCCAAAGUGACCCUUUCUUUAUGCCUGAGAUAUGCAAAAGUUAUAAAGGAGAAGGCCGAAGACAGAUCUGUGCCCAGCAGCCACCCUGUGAAAGGCUCCACAUCUGUGAACACUUCACUCGAGGCAACUGUGGUUUCCCCAACUGCCUCAGGUCCCAUAACCUGAUGGACAGAAGGGUGCUGGACAUCAUGCGGGAACAUGGCCUGAAUCCGGAAGUGGUCCAGAACAUCCAGGACAUUUGCAACAGCAAGCACCUCCGCAGGAAGCCCUCGGGCUGGAGAGCUCCUCCCUCACACCCCAGAGGUGUGGCGUCUCGAGGCAGAAACAGGAGCCGAAACCCGCCAUUUCACAGAAGUCAAGAAUUCUUUCCAUCGACCUCAACUUCUGCUCAGAGGUCCAGGGCAUCCAGUCCAGAACAGAGUGACCGCAGCUCUCCCCUGGAUGAUGUGUCCGUGGAGGACCUCGCCCACCAGUUUGUGCAUCUGAAGAGCAAUGAUUCGGCCUCCAUUUCGUCAGAGCCAGCCAGUCCUGUAAGAAAAAGUCAAGCGGAAGAAAGUCAGAGAUUGUCAGAGAAUGGCAAAUCAGAGAAUGUCUUUUCUGGAAAUGCAAAAAACGCUUAUCAAGAGUUGUCUAGCCCAACCCCGGCUUCCAACUGGAAGUGCCUCCCCUCCUGGCCGAAUGGCCAAGGCACAGGGAGAGAGGCUUCAUUUCCUCCAAGCCAGGCAGCCUUCAGCGCUUCUGGUUCUCCACAAACACCUGCAGCCGGACCCAUCCAGAAGAGCAUGUCCCGGGAGCAUGAGGGCACAAGAGGGAAUCCAGAGAGCCAGAACUUCUCUCUGUUCAAUGAUGCCCAGGAGGAAAUGGCCACAAAGAGAAUUUCCACAGGAUCUUUAAAUUACCGAGACAAAAUCAUUAACAAGACAAUAAAAGCCUGGACUCAGAGUACUGAGAUCACUGGCAGAAUCCCAGAUGACACCGACCCACCAGCAGUGGCGUUCGUGAACAGGCAACCUGGCGCGGAGACACUUGGCGUUAGUAGGUCUGUCCACAACGGCUCUAGGAAAGUUACGGAGGAAGCUUCUUGCGGAGAUAAAUCCGAUGCUUUUGGCUUAUUCUCAGCAACCAGAGUGGAUAAAGAUGCGGUACACUUUGGCAGCCAGAACCUGGGAACCCCGGUUCAGCCCACAGCACCACCUUUGAGCUACAGAGAUUCUAUAGAUGACGUUAGAAGUGCCGCAUCUUCCAGGAUGGACGAUCGUGGCACAAAGGAAAUUUGCCUUGACCAUCUGUACAAGGGUUGUCAACUUCAAAGUUGCAAGAAUGUUCACUUCCACCUGCCCUACCUGUGGCAGAGUUUCACCGGUGGCACCUGGACCAACCUCCAGCCCAUGGAGACUAUUGAGAAGGCUUACUGUGAUCCCCAAAUCAUCGUAUUUGCUCUUGAAAAUUUUACCAUCAAUUUUGAGAAAAUGACUUGUAAUUUUAAUCCCAUGCGACGUAUCUCCACGCCUUCAUCUGUCACACCAGUCACAAAUUCUGUCUUCACCACAAAGUGGAUCUGGUACUGGAGGAGUGAUUCUGGCAAAUGUGUUGAAUAUGGGGCGGAAAGCAUUCAUCCAGUUGCAGACGUGGAGUCUUCAUACCUGGAGUCUUUGUUUCUGACCUGUCCCAGGGGAGUUGUGCCUUUUCAGGCAGGUUCCAGCACCUAUGAACUGAGCUUCCAAGGGAUGAUUCAGACAAACACAGCUUCCAGGACCCAAAGGGUGGUCAUCAGAAGACCCACAUUUGUGUCUCACUCGGAUGUGGAGCAGAUUAAACGUAGAUCAGACCAUUUUCAAGCGAACAUCCAAUCAGAUCCUCUUCCUCAGAGGAGCACAGGCCUCCCGAAGACCCAAUCAGAGCCUUUUCCUCAACCAGAGCCUUUUCCUCAACCAGAGUCUUUUCCUCAAUCAGAGCCUUUUCCUCAGAGAAGCAUGGGCCUCCCGCCCUCCAGCGGAUUUGAGUUAUUAGAGGUCAGUAACCUGACUUCAGAAUAUGCCAGAAUAAGUGAGCAUUUUAAAGCUUCCAUGAAAAACUUCAAGAUUGAGAAGAUAAAGAAGAUCCAAAACAGGAAGCUUUUAAAUUCAUUUGAAAGGAAAAAAAUGAACAUGUUGAAGAAGGAUGAAGAAAUCCUAUUUUAUGCAGCAAGCCGCGCCCAUGUAGCAACAAUCUGUGCGGAUAAUUUUGACUAUACCUUACAUGGAAUUUAUGAGACCAAAUAUGGAAGAGGGACUUACUUCACAAAAGAUGCCAUCUCUUCCCAUAAGAAUUACCCGUUUGAACCCAAGCACGCCGUCAUGUUUGUAGCCCGAGUCUUGGUUGGAAAUUUCACUGAAGGAAAUAAGGGGUACACGACGUGUCCUCUCCACUAUGACAGCUGUGUGGAUACGAGGGUGAAUCCCUCCACUUUUGUCAUCUUUGAGAAAGAUCAGAUUUACCCACAGUAUGUGAUCGAAUAUUCUGAAAUAGACAAAGGCUGCAUAAUUAGUUAGAAACGCUCAGUACAGUGACCUACAGGAAACCAUGGCUGUUGUGUUCAAUACGCCAGAUUGCGGUUAAACCUUUCUAUUUCUUCGCCAAGAGAUCAACUUCCUUCCAUCAGUGGUUCCCAGACUUCGCUGCAUGUUUAGAUCAUAUAGGAAACUUUUCAAAAUUCUGGUGUCCAGCUUGCACCUCCAAAUAGUGAUUUAUUUCUAAGUUUAGAAAUUUUUACUUCUGGAGUAUGAUUUUUUUUUUUUUUAAACAACUCCCUGAAGAAUCAAGUGUGUCCUAAAGUUUGGGAACCACUGUCACAAGUGGAAGUGAUUUCUAAAGCUCUCUAAGGGAACCAUGUUUCCUUUACAACCACUUUCUAGUUUUUAAUGUGGCGUGGUUUUGUUUGGGUUAAAUGGAAAGAAAAUUAAUUCAGGAGAAAUCUAAAAAUGCUUUCUGAAAUAAGGACCUAAGAGAGCAUAGUCUUAGAUGGAAGACUGUGAAACAUUGGGGGGGGGCGGGGUAUUUAGGAAAGUAAAGGUAAUUUGAAUGGUAUUACAGACCUAGUGAUAAGGUUAUACUUUACCUUUGUGGUGAAACUGAUUUAGGGCACAGUUCCCUACAUGAGGGGGCUCCAUCUAGGAGGGCUUUCUGGAAUGCAAUUGUGCAGAGCCACUAGGUGUGGCUCAGGGAGAAGCAACCACAUGGAGUUAACGGCCCGUUUAUUUAGCUGUGUUGGCAGUGGCAAUAUGCAGUUGCUGUUACCAACACCAGUAUACAGUGGUGGCAGUGGACACAUUGUCAUUAAUAUGAUUGCAGGGCAGGUUUUUUUCAGGUGCAUCUUUCUUGAUGUGUCUAUAUCUAGUGGUGGAGGGGGGCACUGAGUUACAGUAACCAGAUUCACACAAGUAUGACUAAUAAACCUGAGCGCUGUAGCCAUUUGCUGUAGUAGAUAAGGCUCACCUAGGAGUUAGAAGCUGGGCCACCCCUAUUGAAGGCUGGGCCCCUAAGGAGGCAAGAUUAGUUUCCUGGUGAGCACUGAAUCAGAAGAGAACGCCUCGAGCAGUCCUCAUGCCUGCAAGGGGCUUCUUUUUCUAAAUAUAGCAGAUUGUAGGUAUAGUCUGUAGGACAGUUGAGGUGUCUGACAAGAGUUCGUUCCUUGGUAUAAUCAGGUUUUCCUUUUUUUUUUUUUUUUUUUGUGGGACCCUCGCCAGCGGCAGGGGUCAGAACCGGCGCUGCAGAGGCUGCGGGCAGCCUCGAAGCCCAGCGCUCAACCGCUGCAUCACCAGCGGAGGCCCAAGGUUUUCCUUUUUUUUAAUUCCAAACCAGUCCCACGGAGUUCCUGUAAUAGUUCCUCUUAGCAGACAUGCUCCCCCAACCAAUCAGCGUUAGCGAUGAUGCCAUAUUAGUCAGAUUUUAUAUCCAUACAAAGAUCCCCACCCCUCCUUGGCUUGGAGGGCUCCACCAUUAACAAACAUGGAGGGGCUUUUAGAGUCAGAUUAUGCUCUGGGAUGCUUGCCACAACAAUUUUCUCUCAUUCACUCCUUUUUCUUCGUGGUAGCUUCCGUUUUGGAGUUUUUAUUCCCUGAUCUUUCUCAUUAGAGAGAGAAAUGUGUCCAGCUUGCUCUUUCUGACUCAUCUCUAGCUGGACAUUGCACAACUAGAAUGUCCACAAUGGAGCUCUUGAUCUGCCUCCCGGGAAGGAAUCCGCUGUCCCCCAGAUCCUACCUAUAGUAAGUGGUGUCCCCAUCCAUACAUCUGUUCGAGCAGAAAUCCCAAGUCAUCUUGACUCCUCUCGCGCCCCACAUAUCUGAGCGGUUCCUACGUCCAGUUUUUCUUCUUUGUUUUUUCCCUUCUGAGUUAUUCUUUGCUUAGCAGCCAGAUGGUUAUAUUUUUUAACUUUUUACUUAAUUUUCAAACACACAUCUGAUCAUGCCUUUAGAAUAAAUUUCAGCUUCAUUAUUAUGGCCCCACACAAGCCACCAUAAUUUCUGCUCAGUUCUUCGGUUCCCUUUUCAUCUAGCCCAGUGGUUCUCACCCCCCGCCCUUUUUAAUGAAAAAUGCUUUGUAACAUCUACCUUAGUGUACUCAAAAUGCAAUUCAGUGGUAAUAUACUCGACUACAUACAUUUUUAGAAAGAAAAUUAACAUAAAAGGGAAAUAUAAGCUAUAUAACAUGGGCCCUAUUAUAUGAGAAGCCCUAAUUAAGUAAUCAGAUUUUUCCAUCUACUUAAAAUGAGUACAUAUGAACUUAAGGUAGAGAUCAGAACUAUUUUGUUCAAAGAACUACGGGAAAAUGAAAAAGCAGGGAUAUGAGUGGACAUUAAAAUAGAAACUAGUGAUACAGUAACUUACAUAUAGUGUUUCUUUUUUUAAAGAUUUAUUUUUUAUUUAUUUAUGCAUAUAAGAAUUGGGGUCUAGGCCAGAGGUUUGGGGGUGGUGGUAAGAGGAUUCACCAGAGACAGAGAGAGGAGCAGUGGGCGAGAUAGGAGAGGUCUGCAGUGUUAUGUGGGUCAGCUCCCUGGCCAUGGAUCGAACUCAGGCCUCCGAUAUCUUGAUAGCACUGAAAGUAACCCCUAUGCCACCAGGGAGGCCCUAAUACUUGUUUCUAUAAGAGAAAGAGUGUAAUAAAGAUACUAAUGCAAGAAAAUCUACAGAUUGUCGGUAUGGAGAAAAUGAGAAACUGUAUUUUUGCUGACGAACUGUAGGUCAUACAUGAAUGUCUAGAGAGACAUUCAAAAUUCGUAUAGAGCGCAGGGUAAUUCCUUCUUGUAAGGAACUGUCGUGUGUGUUGUAAGAUGUUCUGCUCACACACUAAGUGCCAGAAGCACUUCCUCCUACCCCAAUUACAGAAGUCCCUCCUCCCCCAAAUCUUACCAGAUCUAUUCUUUUCAAAGCAUCUCCUUUGCUGUCCUGAGAGGAUUCAUAGAUAAUACAAUCUACUCACACAUACACACUUCUUUAAGAAAAUGUAGUGCCCUAUUACAACAGAGAAACAAAGGGAAAGAAUUUUGUAAUGAGAUAAAAAAGAAUUUCAAUAGGUAAAUACUCAGGCAGGAUUAUCCUGUCUGGCAUCAUAACAGUGAAAUAGGCAUUGACUUCUACUUUUACUGAAUAGGUUUGGAUUUAAGAGUCGAUUAGAGGCUACUUUCUGUAAAGAAAUACAGGAAAGUGAAAAAUAUUAGCGAUAGGGGUCACACCAGAAUGAAAACCAGCCUUAGGGUAAGUCCUAACAGACCCUAUAACUGAUCUGUACAUGGUAAGGGAAAGUGUGAAAGUAGCUUAAUUGAAAUAGGAUAAUAGGACAAUACAUAUUACAGAUUGUCUAAGAGGAAAAAAAUAAAAUUGUAUUCUCUUAGAUGAACUGUAGGUUCUACAUAAGUGUCCACAGACGUUACUGUAUACAGAAUACUUCUUCGUUGUAUGGGACGAACCCAUACACUUCGGUUAUCCCCAGCUGCAUUCAGUGAUAACCCCCAAGUGUGGUGAAAACAACAGCCCAUCCAUUUCCAUGAUACUACAGUGAGAACCACUAACAAUGGUAACUACCAUCCUUAGAUUAGCUUAAUUGCUGCUUCUACAAGGAGGUUCUUCUGGACUUCAGGCCAGAUGCUUGCUUGCUUUCCAAACGCCAGAUUUACAAAGUAACUUUGCAUCUUGCUUUGUUCAUUGGGAGGCUCUACCCAGCUGUAAGUUGUUUGCUUUCUGCAUUAGAAUGUAAGCUCCCUGAGGGUGGAGCCAGCCUGUCUUUAUUCUCUGUGCAACCUCCAAUAAAUAAGCUGAGCUUUUGAGAUGCUAAUACGUGGAAAUGCUUUGUUGAGUAGAGUAAGCUCAAUUACUUACACCUUAAUAGUUGUGCUGCAUUUCUUGUCCUUCUUCAAACCUUACUUGAGACGAUCUAAUAAAAGGAAAUAAAUACAAAUUUUGCUCUGCUGUCUUUAUUCGG
Molecule: messenger RNA, 6938 nt
Organism: Talpa occidentalis (Iberian mole)
Lineage: Eukaryota; Metazoa; Chordata; Mammalia; Eulipotyphla; Talpidae
Gene: ZC3HAV1
Product: zinc finger CCCH-type containing, antiviral 1
Exons: 13
Coding region: 74-3013 (979 amino acids)
Molecular function (GO): NAD+ poly-ADP-ribosyltransferase activity
Source: RefSeq, a predicted model, not a curated record